This is a messenger RNA of Oikopleura dioica, 693 nucleotides long. NCBI's taxonomy places the organism in Eukaryota, Metazoa, Chordata, Appendicularia, Copelata, Oikopleuridae. The record is from the annotation of a GenBank genome assembly.
AUGUACAUUCCUCCGGAAGAGCAUUAUUUUUCCUAUGAGGAGAUUGAGGAAAUCAUGAGCCCGAUUACCGUAGCGCCGAAGUUGGCUGAAGAAAAGGGGAUGAAAGUUGUAAAAAGAGGACCGAUUGGAAGAGCUCUCAAGAACUUCUGGAAGGUUUUUGGCAUCUUCUCCUAUCUUCUAAUAGCUGCUACUAUCAUCGGUUUAAUCGGUUGGUGCUACUGGGUCCGCAAAAAAGCCGAGCAGAAACGCAGAAGAAUAGAAACCAACGGCAGAAUCGACUAUGAAAGCAUCAAUUCAGGAGACAACGAGGACGAUGACGACGAUGAUGAUGACUCAGAUUGGGAGACUGAAACCGAAACAACUGGCUUUUGGGGAGAAGAUGAGCCGGAUAUUGAAGGGGGCAUCGGAGACAUGAUGGAGCUGGCGGACACCUUUGGCGACAUCUUCGGGCGAGGAAAAGACAAGAAAAAGAAGAAAAAGGAAAAGAAGAAAAAGAAAAAGGACAAAAAGAAGAAAAAGAAAAAAGAUAAGAAAAAGAAGAAAAAAGACAAAAAGAAGAAGAAAAAACAGAAGAAGCAAAAGAAAGGCAAGAAGGGCAAAAAAGGCAAAAAGGGGAAGAAAGGCAAAAAGGGGAAGAAGGGCAAAAAAGGGAAGAAAGGCAAGAAAUCUAAAGGCGGGCGAAAACGAAGAUAG